AUGAUCUUCUGCUACUCCCGUCCUGACUAUGAUUUUCAUAGGAAGACCCAGCAUCCCGGUUAUGUUGAGACUCCUGGUCGAAAAUCGCGUUCACGAGUAUCAGGCACCGUUGCUGUUCACCGAAACCUCUCCAAGACGCCUGAUCCACCCAUAAAUGACACCGUUGAGGUAGUGAUAGAGGACUUCUCGAGAAGAAAACAGACCACUCAGACUCCCAAAGGCCAUAUGCCAGACAGGCAUCUUCCCAAUGGACACCUUCCGAACAGUCAUCUUCACGGAAGCAAGGAGGUCAACGCUCCGCGAAUCAUUGAUGGAUGGUACGAAGGAACAGACGCACGAGUUGAUAGUUCCGGCCACUUCGAAUUUGGUGGAUCAUGGGGAGUCUCAGCAAUGAUGAUAGGAUUUCCAAUGCUCAUGUACUACAUGUGGAUCGGAGCAACAUACUGUGAUGGGCGUUUCCCAACCACCCUUCCUAGCGAAUCCUUGACCACCUUCCUUAGCAGAAUGGGUCAAAUAAUCUACACUGGCGCAUUCCCGUCCCUUAAAGCAUGGGCAAUCUACUGGACUUUCUUCCUCUUCGAAGCGGCCUGCUAUCUCUACCUCCCCGGAAUCUACACCAAAGGCAAACCCCUCCGCCAUGCCAACAACAAGCAAUUGACCUACUACUGCUCCGCCCUCUGGUCAUUCUACACAACCCUCUUCGUCGCCGCCCUUCUCCACCUAACCAACAUCUUCAAACUCUACACCAUCAUUGACGAAUUCGGGCCCCUGAUGUCUGUCGCCAUCAUCUCCGGCUUCCUCGUCUCCAUCCUCGCGUAUGCCUCCGCGAUCCUUCGCGGCGCCACCCACCGCAUGACUGGCUAUCCGAUCUACGAUUUCUUCAUGGGCGCCGAGCUCAACCCACGAAUGUUCGGUCUGCUAGACUUCAAAAUGUUUUUUGAGGUCCGAUUGCCUUGGUAUAUUCUCCUGCUUGUCACCCUAGGGACAGCAGCCCGCCAAUACGAAACCUACGGCUACGUCUCCGGCGAGGUAGCUUUUCUGUGUAUGGCGCACUUCCUCUACGCGAACGCCUGCUCAAAAGGCGAGGAGUGCAUUGUGCCCACUUGGGACAUGUACUACGAGAAAUGGGGGUUCAUGCUGAUCUUCUGGAAUCUGGCGGGUGUACCGCUGAGUUACUGUCACUGUACCAUCUACCUCGCGAAUCACGAUCCAAGUAUUUACCGCUGGAACCGGCUCGCUCUGGCCGGCCUAUUCGUGCUUUAUCUCUUUGUAUACUGGAUCUGGGACACGGCGAACAGCCAAAAGAACCGCUUCAAAGCCCAACUUACAGGGCACGACAUCGAACGCCGGAAUUUCCCGCGGUUGCCGUGGCGGACGAUCAAGAACCCAAAGACAAUCCCCUCGGCAAGCGGAGACGUCAUCUUUGUCGAUGGCUGGUACGCCUACGCCCGCAAGAUCCACUACACGUGCGACCUCUUCUUCGCGCUCUCCUGGGGCGCCGUCACCGGCUUCAAAUCCCCCUUCCCCUGGUUCUAUCCGGUCUUCUUCGCCUGCAUGAUCACCCAUCGCGCCGUCAGGGAUAUCCAGCGCUGCCGAGCGAAGUAUGGAGACGCGUGGAGGGAGUACGAGAGGAGGGUGCCAUGGUUGUUUGUUCCGGAAUCAUUUGACAUCAGAGGUGGCUAG
Molecule: messenger RNA, 1683 nt
Organism: Endocarpon pusillum Z07020
Lineage: Eukaryota; Fungi; Ascomycota; Eurotiomycetes; Verrucariales; Verrucariaceae
Exons: 3
Coding region: 1-1683 (560 amino acids)
Biological process (GO): ergosterol biosynthetic process
Cellular component (GO): endoplasmic reticulum membrane
Molecular function (GO): Delta24(24-1) sterol reductase activity
Source: RefSeq, a predicted model, not a curated record